This is a messenger RNA of Knipowitschia caucasica, 636 nucleotides long. The record is from the annotation of a GenBank genome assembly. NCBI's taxonomy places the organism in Eukaryota, Metazoa, Chordata, Actinopteri, Gobiiformes, Gobiidae.
AUGGAGCAAGAAACCGCGGACAGCAUAGUGGCGGCGCUAAAGCUAGCUAUCGAAGAGCAAGGUUCUACCAUCGGAAAGUCCAUUGAUGAGCUGAAACGAUCUGUUGAUUUUCUCUCGGCAGAGGUACAAGACAUAAAAGGGACAGCAAGGAAAACUGAACAAAGAGUAGACAAAGCUGAAGAAAUGAUCCAACAGCUUGAAAGCAAAGUGGUUGAAUUGGCGCGUUACAAGCGUAGAUGGAAUUUACGUUUGCGUGGGCUGCAAGAGAGAGAAGAUGAAGAAGUGAGGCGCGCUGUGAUUGAGAUUUGUCAAAACGUAGCCCCAGGCUACAAGGACAAAUUUAAGGAUGUGAUAGACUCUGUGCAUAGGCUCGGUAGACCCAAUUCAACCAGGUCCCAACCGAGAGAUAUUAUCAUCCAGUUCUCUAUGAGGCACUAUCGCGACGCCAUUUGGAAGAUGUCAAAGAACCAUGAUCAUCUGAAACAACGACUUCUGCGCUUCAAGGAGGACCUGACGCUGGAGGACCGCGAAAAACGAAAUCGUUUGUGGCCCCUCAUCCAGAAGGCCCGGGAGGAAAAGAAGAUUGCCUACUUUGUCGGGGGAAGAGCCUUUAUCGACAACAAAGAAAUAUUUUGA